Bicyclus anynana (squinting bush brown) is the source of this 3140-nucleotide messenger RNA. It is a transcript of the gene Hexo2, whose product is annotated as chitooligosaccharidolytic beta-N-acetylglucosaminidase. Gene Ontology annotation, cellular component: membrane. NCBI's taxonomy places the organism in Eukaryota, Metazoa, Arthropoda, Insecta, Lepidoptera, Nymphalidae. The transcript has 11 exons. Gene Ontology annotation, biological process: glycosaminoglycan metabolic process; ganglioside catabolic process; carbohydrate metabolic process. The record is from RefSeq and is a predicted model, not a curated record. Bases 476 to 2299 code for a protein of 607 amino acids. Gene Ontology annotation, molecular function: beta-N-acetylhexosaminidase activity.
AUCAGAAACGUUCGCGCCCUGCGCUCGUGCGCGCGCUUUCAACAGAAUCUCCGAUAAACCUGCGCGAUAAAAACAAAAUUAUAACAAAAUACAUCACAUAAAACAAUCCCAACUUAAAAGUAACAACCGGACCGUAUUACUUGCCAGUCGUGCGCUGCGAGUGCGAAACAAAUUAAAAAAAUAAAACAAAAUAUUGAAUGGAUUAAAAAAUAAAACAAAAAGAAACACGCUGUUCGAACUGAGAGGCGCAAAUAAAAGCAAUACUUUGGCUGAACAUGUACACCCAAGGUUAUGGAAUCUUGGUUUGCGAAUUAAAAAAAUAAUAAAUUCUUUGUGGUAUUAAAUUAUAGGCGAAUUUGUUUUGUCAUGUAUUGCACUUGAAAGUGAUAGUUGUGUGACUUGUGUGCUAGAUACGUGGUUGUAACCGAUAUUUUGUGGGGUCCACGAUUUAAGCUGAAAUAAGAGACGUAGAAAAAUGGAAUUUGGACGGCGUUGGGCGUUGGUCGUCCUGGGACUUUCCUGUUCGGUGAGCUGUCAUGACACCACUGCACCUCCCGCGCCAAUAGUAUACGAGCCAUCAUGGACAUACAAAUGCGUGCCAGACGAAGGUUGCCACCGCUCAGCGCACCCCCAACCGGGAGCAAACUCCUCCAGUUUAAUCUUCCCCAGUCUAGACCUCUGCAGAACGGUGUGCGGGAGAUUUGGGGGUCUAUGGCCUAGACCAGUUACAGCUGCCCUUAGCACGCAGACUGUGAGGAUACACCCUAAUUUCUUAAGAUUCGAUCUGAGUAAUGCUCCAGUGGAGACUCGCGACAUUCUGGUGGAGAUGACACACGUGGCAACACAGAACCUCAUCGAUGAGUGUGAUGGCAAUGUAUCGGUGGUCGUGGAGACACCGGUGGUGGUCUACAUCACUGUCAAGACAACCAACCUCAACCUUACACUGGAUACUUUAGAACAGUAUAGAUUGGAUGUGCAGAGUAAAGAAUCCAACGCAGUCAUCCACAUAGUAGCCGAAACUGUAUACGGCGCUCGGCAUGCGUUAGAGACAUUCACCCAACUGGUAUCAUCAGACAAACUGGACGAUGGCGAAUACAGAUGCGGCCUCCGAUUGGUAGCCGGUGCAAAGAUUUGGGACCAACCUGUGUACAAAUACAGGGGAUUCCUUCUUGAUACUUCGAGGAACUUCAUACCGAUGGAUGACAUCAAGAGGAUGCUGGAUGCAAUGGCUACAGUCAAGAUGAAUGUGUUCCAUUGGCAUGCUACUGAUUCACAUAGCUUCCCGUUGGAAUCUAAACGAGUGCCACAGUUUACCAGAUACGGUGCAUACUCAGCAUACGAGAUAUACUCAGCCGAAGAGAUCCGGGAGCUGAUACACUACGCGCGCGUGCGCGGCAUUCGUGUGGUCAUAGAGAUCGACUCGCCUGCCCACGCUGGCAACGGCUGGCAAUGGGGACAGGAAUUCGGCUACGGUGACUUGGCAGUAUGUGUGAACGCGAGGCAGUGGCGCGGUUUGUGCAUACAACCACCGUGUGGACAACUGAACCCGGCCAACCCCACCAUGUACAGGGUGCUACGAGAUCUGUACAAAGACAUAGCGGAGUACUUACCCAAGCCGGCUCUGUUCCAUAUGGGAGGAGAUGAGGUUUUCUUGGGUUGCUGGAACUCGUCCGAACAAAUUCUAACGUACAUGGAAAGCAGAAAUUAUGAUACGAGCGUGGAUGGUUUCAUAAAACUGUGGUCAGAGUUCCACGAAAAAGCCCUCAAUAUGUGGGACGAAGAACUUACAGCACUUGGUCAAGAAGAGAAGCAGCCGGUUAUGCUUUGGUCUUCUGAACUCACACAAGCUCACAGAAUACAGAAACAUUUAAGCAAGGACAGAUACAUAAUCGAAGUAUGGGAACCAAUAAACAGUCCAUUGCUGGUCCAGCUGAUUCGUCUCGGCUAUAAAGUGGUGUCCGUGCCCAAAGACAUUUGGUACCUAGACCAUGGCUUCUGGGGGCAGACCAAGUACUCCAACUGGAGGCGAAUGUACGCUCACACUUUGCCGCGGGACCCACACAUGCUUGGAGGAGAGGUCGCUGCUUGGAGUGAAUAUGUCGAUUCACAAGGAUUGGAUACCCGCGUGUGGCCGCGCACCGCCGCAGUAGCAGAGCGCCUGUGGGCGGACCCGAACAGUGGCGCCAUCGCCGCAGAGUCGCGCCUGCAACGGCUGAGGGCGAGACUUGGCUCUCGAGGCAUCCGUGCCGACGUACUGUCUCCGCAGUGGUGUGCCCAACACGACCAGCAUUGUGUUUAGUAACUACGGCUUCCAGCUCAACCAAAGUCAAAGGCAUUUUUGAAGACUGAAGCUCGAUCGCAAAAAUGGAAACAUUUUUCAAAAUCACUUUUGAAGCUCCUUACUAUUUUCUGAGUUACUAGUAUUUUUAACCAACUUAAUAAAAACUUAAUUUACUAAGAGAGCACAUGACAUAAGUCUCGAUAUUUUAUUUUUGAUCUCUAUGGAGAUGUAAAUAUUAUUUAGUUUUAAGUAACAAAAUGACAUUAUAGUAUUUAGGCUAGUUGUAAUAUAAAAAUUAUAAAGACAAUAGUGUAACUCUGAGAGAGAUCUCAUAAUUUAAGAAAUCUUUUAUUUACUGUAUUUGCAUUUCAAACCUUUUUAUUUCACAUAAAAUUAUGUUAAUUUUUCAUUUCGUAUUUGAAGAGCGAUAUUUUAGGUACAUUUAAAUAAAUAAGAUGGCUUACCAAAUAUAUUAAUUUAUUAUGUAAGUUUAGUUGUUACGAUCAAUUUGAUUCUUAUCAAUUUGAGGUCCUUUACUGAAAAUAUAUUACUUAUUUAAAUGAUGGUUGUAAAAACAAAUUCGUAACUAAUUAUUGUGAUAAUUGACACGUAGGUAUUUGUAAUGUUUUUCAUAGAAAAGAAAGUUUUUGGUAGACUGCAAUGUCACUUAAUAUCAGAUGAAAUAGCAGUCAAGGGCUAAAUUGUCAUAGAAUAAAAAUUAACCUAAAAUGAUUGUUAUAUGUUAGGAUCUGCAUAAUAUACCUACGAUUAGUUCCACUGACAGCAUUAGUAUUUUAUUACAAACACCAUUUGGUAUUCAGAACCAUUAAGAAUGAAAUAAAAUGAAAUAAACUUAUAA